CCCACCUCCUUUUCCCUGUGCCUGGGGUCAGCCCAAGAGCCUGGCCUCAGGAGGCAGCCAGGUCGCCCCGCCCCUCCCACCAGGCCACACCGCCCCUGGAGGGGCACCUGCGCCUGUGCGCAGGGGCCCGUGUUGGCUCCUCCCUGGCCAGGCCAUGCUGAGGCUGAGCAGACCCUCCCAGGCCGGCUCGGGCCCCAGCCCUGGCCCAGGGCUCAGCCUCAGUAGGCAGGAGGCCAGCAGGGGCUUGAGCUCCUCCCUGGACCGGCCCAGGCCCCGGGACUUCAUCUGGGCCGGACCAGCUUUUCCCAAGCCUCAUGGCGGGAUGCGGAGCCGCCCAGGCCUGGUCCUGGUCUCCUCUGAGCCAGGAGGGAGCCAGACCAUUUGUCUUCAUGCCCGGGAGAGCCCAGAGGGGCCGGACCCGAGCCCUGGCCGGGGCUCCUGCUGUGAUUUCUUGUUUAGUGGCUUUUUGUUACUGCAGUCCCUUCUCUGGCUCACUUUACAGAUGGGGAAACUGAGGCCAACGGGGUGAAGAGCCUGGGCCAGGGUCACACAGCCAGUCAGUGUCUGAGCCGGAUUGGACAAAUGCAAGAGCGGUCUUCCUGACUCCAGGCCUGGCUGCCCCAGCCGUGGUUCCAGCGGCAGAUCUGGGGUCUCAGAGCCUUGGCCCUCCCCGUGGGAGGGGGCGCGCAAAGACAUGGAAGAAGAGGAAAGGAAUUCUGGGCUCCCAGUAGCCCGGUCCCAGGAGUUGGUGACCUUCAAGGAUGUGGCUGUGGAUUUCACCCCAGAGGAGUGGGGCCUCUUGGACCAUUCUCAGAAAGAGCUGCACAAGGAGGUCAUGCUGGAGAAUGCCCAGAACCUGCUCUCUGUGGUCCAGAUGUUGGGAAAGGAAGAGAAUGGAAUAAGCAUCCAUAAUGGAAUAAGCAGUCUUGCUGCACAUCAGAGAAUCCACACUGGAGAGAAAACUUACGCAUGUAAACAGUAUGGAAAGACUUUCACACACAGCUCUAGUCUUGCUGCACAUCAGGGAAUCCACACUGCAAAGAAACAUUAGGAGUAUAACCAAUAUGACUUAAUAAGACCUUCAGGCCAUAAUCUUUUAUUUCUCAUCUGAGACUUGGGACUCUACCUGCCAAGAGAAACCCUGAAACUAUAUGAACACAUUAACAAAACACUUUUAAUACGAAUAAAAACAGAUUUAAACAGUUGGAAAAAUGAUUGCUCAUGUGUAGCCCAAUGCAGUAUAAUAAAAAUGACAAUUCUAACUACAUUAGUUUAGUCAUUCAAUGCCAUACUGAUGAAAG
Dromiciops gliroides (monito del monte) is the source of this 1301-nucleotide messenger RNA. RefSeq names its product zinc finger protein 69 homolog B-like. The coding region runs from base 695 to 1051 and encodes 118 amino acids. Gene Ontology annotation, biological process: regulation of DNA-templated transcription. Lineage: Eukaryota; Metazoa; Chordata; Mammalia; Microbiotheria; Microbiotheriidae. The transcript is spliced from 4 exons. The record is from RefSeq and is a predicted model, not a curated record.